Coniosporium apollinis CBS 100218 is the source of this 1281-nucleotide messenger RNA. Its product is annotated as GPI mannosyltransferase 1. Gene Ontology annotation, biological process: GPI anchor biosynthetic process. Gene Ontology annotation, molecular function: alpha-1,4-mannosyltransferase activity; GPI mannosyltransferase activity. The transcript has 4 exons. NCBI's taxonomy places the organism in Eukaryota, Fungi, Ascomycota, Dothideomycetes. Bases 1 to 1281 code for a protein of 426 amino acids. Gene Ontology annotation, cellular component: membrane; glycosylphosphatidylinositol-mannosyltransferase I complex. The record is from RefSeq and is a predicted model, not a curated record.
AUGGCUCGUUUCUUCUCCAGCCCAAGUCUUGUGUUCACAUCUGCCAUUUCCCUUCGAGCGGUCCUUCUCGUAUACGGUCUUGUCCAAGAUGCAUACUCGCCCAUGAAGUACACGGAUAUCGACUAUUACGUGUUCACCGAUGCUGCUCGCUAUAUCUCCCGAGGCCGGUCUCCGUACAUGCGGGACACUUACCGCUACACGCCCCUCUUGGCGUGGCUUAUCUAUCCGACCACCUGGGGAGGAAGGUGGUUUGCUUUCGGCAAGGUUCUAUUUGCUUCAGGGGAUAUCAUAGCUGGGUGGCUGAUCCUACUCAUUCUGAGAUCAUCCAAGAAGAUGCCAACAGAGAGAGCCUCGAAAUUUGCAAGUAUCUGGCUGUUGAACCCUAUGGUGGCACAAAUCAGCACGAGAGGAAGCUCCGAGGGACUACUCGGAGUCAUUGUCACCGCGCUUCUAUGGGCUCUUCUGCAGCGGCGCAUCAGGCUCGCCGGCUUCCUGCUCGGCUUUGGUGUACACUUCAAGAUUUACCCAUUCAUCUAUGCUGCGUCGAUAGUCUGGUGGCUUGAUGGUGAAGAUAGGGAGGCAACAGCUCAAGCAAAAGGUCAACCCCAGGACUCGUUGCUUUCUCGUUUCCGCUCCUUUUGCAAUGCAGACCGAGUGGUACUCGCCGUCUACAGUUUUUUGACCUUCAUGGUCCUCAACACAAUCAUGUACAAAUUCUACGGAUGGCCCUUUGUCCAGAAUAGCUUUCUGCAUCACCUGACGCGUAUCGACCACCGGCAUAAUUUCUCGCCUUACAAUAUACUCCUCUAUCUCAGCGCUUCUCCCGGAACGCAUUCGUCAUUACGGCUGGAGUCGUUGGCUUUCCUUCCUCAAAUCUUCCUGAGCGCCGUUGCCAUUCCACUCACCCUCGGGAAGAAAGACCUAGCGUCGACUAUGCUUGCCCAAACUUUCGCCUUCGUCACCUUCAAUAAGGUCUGUACCAGUCAGUACUUCCUCUGGUAUCUUGUUUUCUUGCCGUUCUAUCUCCCGGACUCUACCCUGUUACACAGGCCGUCGACAGGCCUUACGGCACUCAUCUUGUGGGUCGUCGGACAGGCUCUGUGGCUACAGCAAGGCUACCAGCUCGAAUUCUUGGGCCGGUCUACCUUCCUCCCGGGACUCUGGACUGCCAGCAUCAUUUUCUUCCUCAUCAACAUCUGGAUCUUGGGCGCUAUUGUUUCAGAUGUUGCGCACAGAGACCGACCUCGAAACGUGGCCGCUGUUCCAAAGAAGGUCAUCUGA